This is a messenger RNA of Phaeoacremonium minimum UCRPA7, 2859 nucleotides long. Its product is annotated as putative intracellular protein transport protein. NCBI's taxonomy places the organism in Eukaryota, Fungi, Ascomycota, Sordariomycetes, Togniniales, Togniniaceae. The record is from RefSeq and is a predicted model, not a curated record. Gene Ontology annotation, biological process: vesicle fusion with Golgi apparatus; intracellular protein transport; transcytosis. Bases 1 to 2859 code for a protein of 952 amino acids. The transcript has 6 exons. Gene Ontology annotation, cellular component: ER to Golgi transport vesicle membrane; Golgi stack; cytoplasm.
AUGUUUUCCAUUGCAACUGCACCGGCCAAGCAGUCGGUCAGCGAAACCAUAUCUGUGCUGAGCGGCCGUCUCAGCUCCGCCACCCUUCUCGAGGAUCGUCGCGCCGCCAUACUCGGCCUCCGCAGUUUCGCCAAAGAAUACCCUGCCUCUGUAGCUUCUGGCGCUCUGCGAAGCUUGAUCGGGAGCCUCAGCAAGGACGGCGAGGAUGUUGACACCGUCAAGGUCGUUCUCGAGACCUUGCUCAUGUUGUUCAAUCCAAACGAGGAUAGCCCCGAAGCCUCUGAAGAGAUUGCUUUGUGGCUCGCCGAUGAGUUUACGCAGCGCCAGGAGAACAUUACUCUACUGCUCGACUUCCUUGAAAGUAAUGACUUUUACUCUCGACUCUAUUCCCUUCAGCUGCUCUCGGCCAUCCUCGCUGCCCGUACCGAACGGACCGAAGAGUGUGUCUUCACAGCUCCCCUCGGCAUCUCGAGGCUUGUUGCCAUUCUUGACGAUCGCCGAGAAGCGAUUCGUAACGAGGCUAUAUCGCUCCUGAUCUACCUGACACCGACCUCCACCGACAUACAGAAGCUUGUUGCCUUUGAGAACGCCUUCGACCGAAUAUUUAAGAUUAUCACGUUUGAAGGCUCCCUCGCUGAGGGAGGGCGAGUAGUCGAAGACUGCCUUAUAUUCCUGGCGAAUCUCCUCAGAUUGAAUCCCUCGAACCAAUCCCUCUUCCGGGAGACGGGUUGCAUUCCGCAGCUGGCAACCCUGCUCGAAGGCGCAUAUAGUUCAAAGGGGGACGACCAAGAAGAAGUGGCGCCUUGGGCUCAGGCUCAACGUAACAGGAAUAUUUAUGCACUUCUGGCUGUGCUCAGGCUAUUCCUUGUCGUUGGUACCGUGGGCACCGCUCAGAAUCAGAAUGCGUUUUACCGUCAUCGUUUGCUUGAUCACGCACUACAGCUUGCCUUCAACUACGCGGUUGAGAUUCCCAUUAAGGCUGAGGCUCUCUCUACCUGUGCUGAUAUUAUCCGAGGCAAUUCCGGCCUCCAGGAGAACUUUGCGCAAUUACAAGUCCCGUCACCGCUGGAUUGGGCGGUACAUGGGCAAGCAGAGGUUGUGAAUGGUGUCCGGAAAGUUUAUGUCAUUGACGCUUUGCUAGACAUGACCCUUGUAGUGUAUGCCAUUCAAGCAUUUGAUAUUCGCAUUGCAGCAUGCCAGUGUCUCAAGGCAUAUUUUUUUAACCACGCCGAAGUACGCAUGCAUUUCCUUCGCCGGGCUAUCGAAGGUCACACCUCAGGAGCGGAUGAGACCGGCAACGUGUUAACCACACUGCUGCGCCCACCCACAGAUGCCUCGUCUAGCGAUCCCUAUAGAUCGUGGUUUGCGGCCGUGAUCUUGCUCCACCUUAUCUUUGAAGAUCCCGAUGCCAAAGCACUAGCAAUGGGAGUAACUGAGGGUGACGAGGCGAAUGGCGAAGAAGUGGUCACAAGCAUUCAAACUAUCACAGCUCAUCUGCUCAGCAGUCUCGCGAGGGGCGAGGAUGAUCGAAUCAUUGUUGGGUACUUAAUGUUACUUCUGUGCUGGCUGUUCGAGGACCUAGAUGGCGUAAAUGAUUUCUUGAAUGAGGGUAGCAACGUCCAGGGACUGAUACAAGCAGUUGUCACGCCCUCUGCGGGACCCUUGGUACAAGGCCUCUGUGCCAUGUUGCUGGGUGUAGCUUAUGAAUUCUCAACCAAGGAUUCUCCAAUUCCACGGGCAACGAUUCAGCCAAUUCUUCUGUCGCGUAUGGGUCGCGAUACUUACAUCGAUAAGCUUGGCAAGCUGAGAUCUCAUCAUCUCAUCCGAGAUUUUGAGGUUCUGCAGCAAAAGAUGGAGACUGCUCCAGGACAAAAAUUCCCUGACGUAUACUUCGACGCUACAUUUGUUGAUUUUUUCAAAGACAACUAUAGUCGUAUUCUUCGAGCAAUUGACAGAGACCCUGGUAUGGAGAUUUCUGUGAUGACCAAUGGCGUUCAGAAGGGUAUUUCGAGAGAGCUUGUUGAUGCAUUGAGAAGUCAGUUGGAAGAUAAAGACAGGGCUCUACAAGAGGUCCAGGUCAAGGUUGCCUCACUCGAGCAGCAAUUGGGUCAGGAACGGGCGGAUCAUCGUCGCACGAAGGAAGUCGCAGCCGUAGAUCUCUCAAGAGCCAAAUCGAACCAUGAUUCUGCCCGCAAACAACUUGAGGCAGAGAUCAGCGAAUUGCGCACCGUGCAGCGUCAACAAGAGGAAGAGAUGCACAGGCGCAUCGAUACUACACGGCGAGCUGCGGAAUCAGAAUUGGAGCAAUUCAAGCGCCGGGCAGAUGCCGACCAGCGCUCGAAGGAAGAAGAAUUGCGGCGUCAGUCCGAAGAUGUACGGAAAAGGCUGCAGUCUGAAGCCGACCGCUUUCAACGGCGAGCAGAGGCGGAAAUGGCAGAUUUGCGAGCCACGAUUAGUAGAUUGGAAGUUGAUCUUAUCAAGGCAAAUAAGACCAAAGCACAGGAGCUACAAGCCGCACGAGACUUGGCUAAAGAGCAGGCCACAGAGCAGGCCAAGGCCCUUCAAGAGGCAGUCAACGAGGCUCGCAGUCUUCGAACGAGCCUAGCGACUGUUGAGGUCCGAAAUCAGAAGCUGGAGUUGCAAGUGAGCGAGAAGGAAGAAGAGAGGAAGAUAGCGCAAGGGGAACUCGAUGAUCUCUUGAUGGUAUUUGGCGACUUGGAGGAAAAAGUAUCGAAGUACAAGCGUCAACUCAAAGCUUUGGGAGAAGAAGUUUCCGAAGGAGAGGAUGAUGGUGACGGCGAAGAAGAUGGAGAUGAUGACGACGAGGCGACAGAUGCCACGAAUGAUGAUGUCGACUGA